AGCAGGCAAAUCCCAGGUUUUUGAGUUAUUCCAUUUGUUUUUUGGCCGAUCGCCGUAUCCGAGCUUCUUCAUUGUUGGCUCGUUUUCCCAAUAGGAAGCCUAAUCCGCGACGACCUUUACCGGUUAUCGUCGUUGCUCAGAUUCUUAUAUGGCUAUGGCUGUCACAUUGGGUUGUUCGCCUCGUUUCUUAGUGGACGUGAACCUUGAGCGGAAUUGCUGACGGUAGGAGAAGGUAGAGGGGAAUUCCGGGAUGGCGAAUCUGGUGAAAGAGGAGAAGAAGAAUGAGAAGAUAAUUCGAGGGCUUCUGAAGCUCCCUGCCAACCGGAGGUGUAUCAAUUGCAAUAGUCUGGGGCCACAAUAUGUGUGCACAAAUUUCUGGACCUUUGUCUGUACAAACUGUAGCGGAAUACAUCGGGAAUUUACCCACCGAAUUAAGUCCAUAUCUAUGGCUAAAUUUUCUUCGCAAGAAGUGGCAGCCCUUCAAGAAGGGGGAAACGAGCGUGCCAGAGAACUUUACUUUAAGGACUGGGACCCACAACAUCAUUCAUUUCCUCAUAGCAGUAAUAUCGAUAGACUCAGGGAUUUCAUUAAGAAUGUUUACGUGUAUCGGAGGUAUACUGGGGAAAGUGUUGGAGACAGACCUCAGAAAAUGAAGGAUAAAAGGGAUAACUAUAAUGAAAACCAGAAAGCAGAAUCAUAUAAAAGUGGAUUGAGAAGCCCACCAUAUGAAGAUCGAUAUAGUCCUAGUGGUAGAAAUAGUGAUCGUAUUUUCAGAUAUAACUAUGGAGAAAGAAGUCCUGGAUAUGAUCAAGGUAAAUACAAGAGAAGUCCAGCUUAUUUUGAGGUGGUAGAUGACAGGCGUAGAGAUAAUAAAGUUGGAAAUGUAAGACAAAACAGAAGACUUGAAGCCCCUAGGUUUCUGGAAGCACCAAAUCCAGAGGGGAAAUCACCAGAUCAUCAGAAAAAUGUUAAUAAGUCGAGUGACCCAGUGGUGAACCAAGCGAAGGAUACCUCGGUUGAUGAUAUACCACCACUUAAGAUUGGUGAAACAGCUAUAUCUAUGGUUACUGAUGAUUCUACACAAAUGGUCCCUGAUGAUUCUACACAAAUGGAGAGUAAUUUAUCUUCAAGCAGCAUAUGCUCCGCUGAUGCAAAUUCAGUACAGUUGAAAGGAUCGUACUUUGAAAGUCUGAUGGAUUUAAUUGUGGAUCCGAAUCUUCCUGUUGCUACAACAGAAGAACAAGCAGUUCCUCAACAAACUACCUCUGAUACUGAUGAUGGUGGAAAUUCAUCAGCUUCUGAUAUUUCAGGUCAGCAAAAAGUAAGUCAAGUAGCUCCAGAUGCAAACCCAUUAGUAUCUGUUCUUGGUCAGUUAUCAGUUUCAGAACCUGCAGCUAAAGAAAAUGUAUCAACUGUAUCUGUUUCUGGUAUUGAUUCCUCUCCCAAAGCCAGUGGUGGAGAAAACCUGCCCACAAUUCACCAGGAACAACUGUCAUUACUUAAAUCCACUGGUAGUCCCAGUAAUCAGCCAUCCAAUGUACCUGCUGUUGGAACUUCAAAUGACCAGACUUCGAUGUCAUCAGUGGCACCACACGAGCAAGGAUCUUUCACUGCCGCAUCUAUCAACCCAUCUGGCCAUCUACCUCAGAUAACCACUAAGUCAUCUCAAGAAACAAAUGCUGGAAUUUCUUCACAACCAACUUCUGCAGGGAGUACACAUGGUGGAAGGAAAGAACUACCAGCGGAUUUUUUCACUUCUCUUUAUCCAACUACACCUCUAUCAGCUCCAGGUUGGCAAAGAGGGCCAUAUCCUGGCAUAGGGUAUAACAUGCAAUUUCCUACUAGAGUGACUGCGGCUACAUACACACAGACUUCAAAGUCUGUGAACCCAUUUGAUCUUACUAGUGAUCCAGCUCCAACGUUCCCAUCAGUGACACCUCAGCAAGUGCCAUUACCAAACAUGACUUCCCCACUCGCUUUAAUUCGAACUUCUAGUUUUGGAGCCCCUUCCCCACGAUGGAAUCCCUCAGAACACUUGCCCUAUGCAACAAGUGUCUCUCCAGGUACCUUCAUGAUGCAUCAAGUUCCAAACAACAUGCCUCGUGAACUAGCCAUGAUGUCAGUGGGUAAUCAAGGCGGAUUAGGUACUGACAACAGAGGAACUGAUUGUGGUACUUCAGGUAUCCAUCAACAGCCAGCUAUCAGCUACGCCCAAGCAAGUACUCCGAAUUCUGUCAAUCCUGUUGGGGGCAAUCCAUUUGGAUGAACAUGAUAACGGUAGAUAUGGCCCGUUGACAAAAUCAUGCCCUUUGUUUGCUACUAAAACUAAAGCAUUACAGAAAUCUCGCUCCAGCUUUGUUAUGAAACUAGCAACCAUGUGAAGAAGUAUUGCAGUCUGUGGCUUCCAUGGUAAGACCCCAAAUACAAACAUAAAUACAUACAUGCAUAUAUUUGUUUUCUGCAAAACUAGAAUAAAGGGGGAAAGUGUGAUUGGUUUC
Messenger RNA from Musa acuminata subsp. malaccensis (wild Malaysian banana), 2498 nucleotides. NCBI's taxonomy places the organism in Eukaryota, Viridiplantae, Streptophyta, Magnoliopsida, Zingiberales, Musaceae. The record is from RefSeq and is a predicted model, not a curated record.